AUGAAUUAUAUCCAUCAUCCUUAUCCAUAUGCCAGCCAUGUCCCGAUCGACCAGCCGAUCGCCUUUGAUCCGGCAAUGGCACACCCGUCCAUGAUGCAUCCGAUGGAUGGCUACAUCUACCAACACCCGCCAUUCGACAUGGUUGACUUCUAUCAUCAACCCAUCAUGGACUAUGAAGAAUACGCAGAGAACCUUUCGCGACCGCGGUUAACCAAGGAGCAAGUCGAGACCCUGGAAGCUCAGUUCCAGGCACACCCCAAGCCGAGCAGCAACGUCAAGCGCCAAUUGGCUGCUCAGACCAACCUAAGUCUCCCUCGCGUUGCUAAUUGGUUCCAGAACCGACGAGCAAAGGCAAAGCAACAGAAGAGACAGGAGGAAUUCGAAAGGAUGCAGAAGGCUAAAGUGGAAGCCGAGGAGGCUGCUCGCGGGAAAUCAGAGAACGCGGAUGACUCCGAGUCGAACCAAGAUGCCAAGGCCUCUGAAGGCACUCACAAAGAUACCCCUAAACCUGCAGACGGAACGACGUCCCAAAGUCGCACCAAGGCGUCUGGUUCACGGUCGAAGCACCAGAAAACCAAGAGCGAGGCCGCUCGCGAGGCUACUUUUGCUUCCUUGCAGAGGGCCCUGAACGCUGCUGUCGCGGCUCGCGAGCGAUACGGCUCGGAAGAAGACGAGGCUCAGCCCGGCGCUACAAGUGCCGAAGGAUCCGUCUCCCCGACCGCGGCCUUUUCGGUGAACGGUAGUCAAGAUAUCGGUCAUCGUGACCACCACCAGAGCGCGCUUACCUCGGCGUUGUCCGAAUGGGACCACGCCAAGGAUUCUGCUAUGUCGUGGACCUCGUCCCACAGCUCGCAGGGAACUCUUGGGUAUGCCAGCUUGAACGCGACGCCGCUGACUUCCGCCGCCGAGUCGUUGACUGUGCCGAGCUUGGACGGUUCGCAACAUCAUGAUGUAUCCCAUGACGAUGUCAUGCAGAACAUCCAAUUCCACCCUUCGGAGGGUGAGGGGUGGGCUGGGCAGAUGUCGACCAAAUCGCUUUCCGGCUACCACUCCACGAGUGAUGCCGAAGCUCCUUAUCACACCGCCCAAUACCACAUGCAGCCGGAACUGUCCUUGUCCAGGCGAGAGUCGUCCGACGAACUUGCCGACACGCUGGAAGGCAUCGGAAUUCACGGGACACAUGGUCUGCCCCAGCUCGCAAACCGGGCUGAUCCUUCGUGGAAGGAUGCUGGUAAAGAACUCGAUCUCGCUGCCCGGAGGAAGCGACCGAGGCCUGCCGCCAUUGGUACGUCGCGGUCUUCGUCAAUGCUGGCUGGAUCGGCUUCCAUGUCUCCCACCACGUCAAGGCUUCCGAGCUACGGCUCGGGGCAUAGCGUGAGACAGUCCAAAUCUGCCCAGUGUCUGAACUCUCGGUAUGCCGGGGUCAGAAAGGCCUCUGCGGCUCAGCGCUCGCCCCUCAAUCUCUCCACGUUCGCCGAGGCUGGGGCGCUGGCUUCCUCCAAAGCCGAGAUGUCGUCCAUGCUGCAGCCUGCCGUGACGACAGGCGCGCUAGCACCGCCGACCCCCCUUACACCGGAGGACUUCCACCACUUGCUGCCGACCACUCCUAGUGAUGGCGGAUAUUGCCUGUCAGCCCAACCCACCAGCCAGCUGUUCCCGACCACGCAGCCCAUGCAGACCAACAUUGCGUCACCUCCGGCUACUCCCUUAGCCGUGGAUAUCAUGUCCUCCUACCCUUACCAAGGCGUGGCACCGCCCAUGUCUGCUCCUGCUCACUACACGUCAUUUCCCGACUACGCUGCUGCUUGUGAUGGGGCUGUGUUGACGGGGCGAAGCUGGACUGACGCCACCUCAAUGCCUUCCCCAGAAGCCGCUUUUCAGAGCCGCUGUCCAAUUCCGCAGCAGGGGGACAUCCCAUCCAUGUCGUACGAGCACUCCGUCGACAGCGUGUCGGGCUCGCCUACUUUGAUGUAUCCGACCACCGAUGCCGACAUGCCGACGUUGACUGCGUCGUUGGCUGGUGAUUCGAAGCCCACCGAAUUCUACAUCCAUGAAUUCCCGGAACAACAGGAGGCUCACCGAUUUGUCGCCCAACAACUUCCUCAAAAACCCAAAGCGUACACGUUCACGAACCAAACGCCGAAUGACUUUUGA
Molecule: messenger RNA, 2154 nt
Organism: Aspergillus melleus
Lineage: Eukaryota; Fungi; Ascomycota; Eurotiomycetes; Eurotiales; Aspergillaceae
Exons: 2
Coding region: 1-2154 (717 amino acids)
Biological process (GO): regulation of transcription by RNA polymerase II
Cellular component (GO): RSC-type complex; nucleus
Molecular function (GO): DNA-binding transcription factor activity, RNA polymerase II-specific; DNA binding
Source: RefSeq, a predicted model, not a curated record